Paramecium pentaurelia is the source of this 473-nucleotide messenger RNA. The record is from the annotation of a GenBank genome assembly. Lineage: Eukaryota; Ciliophora; Oligohymenophorea; Peniculida; Parameciidae.
AUGACAUAAUUUACUAAUAACAAUCAGGUACUUAUAGAAAAUGAACUUUGUGAAGAAUAAUAUUCAGAUGAAUAUUAACAAGCUUAAGCAUACUAUUAACAAUAAAAUCAACCAAAAUAACAACCAACUUUUAUACCUACAUAUUAACCUACAUUUCAACCUUCAUUUCAACCUUCAUUUCAACCUUCAUUUCAACCAAAUUAUCAAACGAAUUAGUAUGCAAUUUAAGAAUGUCCAUAAGAAUAAAAUGAGAAAAAGAAUAACUAUUUAGAUUAUCGUAUAUUUUAAUCAAUAGAAUAGAUUAAAUGGCAGAAAAACGAAAUAAUACUAAAUUCAAAAGAUUUAAGAGAUAUUGUAAACCCAAAUGCCUUUGUUGUCUAGAAGGUAUAGGCAAAUGUAUUCUUUUCUGCUUAGUUUUUCUUUGUAAGUUGAUUCUUACUAGUCUUUUUAAGUAAAAUAGAAACAGAUAAUGA